AUGGCAACCGGAGGAGGAUCCCAAAUUGGAGAUGUGGAUUCAACUUCCAUUGACCCUUUACGGAUACUCUUCAGUCAGUUAGCUCGAGAGAUAGAUGAGAAUGAAUUUACUACAAUGAAACAACUUUUACUGGGCAAGCAGAUUCCUAAAGAGAAGUUUCAUAAAUUGAACAAUGCUCUGAGCCUAUUUCUGUAUUUAGAGGAGAAAGGAUGCAUUUCUAGUACAAAUUUGAACUUACUCAGUGAUCUAGUAGUUGCAAUUGGUAGGAAUCCUCUAUUAGAAAUCAUAAGUACAUACCAACAACAAGACACUGGAAAUCAACAAGCACAUAUGCCCAGUACUGACACAGAUAAAAAUGCUUCAUGUCAGACAUUGAGUGAUUCAAGGGAAUUUCAAGAUAUCUUAUCCAUGCAACCUCCAAGUAAGUGGAUAAGCCCACAAAUGCAAGGGAAUUCACAUUCAGCUACUCAACCUGAAUCCAAGCUGCAGCCACAACCAAAGAAGCAUGAAAGGCAGCCCGGUGAACUCGAAAUUGAGGUGAAUGUGGAUUCUUUCCAAAAGAUGGAAGCUCGAACAGAUCAGACAGUGAGGGAGAUUAAAGCACAGGCAUUAUCUGAUAUUGCUCGCUGCCUCUUUAGUAAAGUCAAAACAAUUGACGAUAUCCCAGCUAUGAUAAAGUACCUUGAUGACAUUGGUGAUAUCAUCUGUAAACACAUUGACCAUAAAUGUCUGGUUGUUGUCGUAGAAUGCUUAUCAUUAUCGGCUCUGAAACGGUUGUGGCAGGACUACAGAGAGGGGAAAAUCAAUUCAAUCUUUCAGGAGGACAUUGUUUCAGAAGAUGUUUUGAGAGAAUGUGGUGCUUCUAAGAUCGUCUUGACAACUACAAUUGAAAGAUGGCAAUAUCGUAAAUGUUUCUUAGAACUUCAAAAAGAUGAAGAGACAAAAGAUUCUGUGGAUAUACCGACUGAUACCACUGAAGUAGAAACUGAAGAUGUACGUUCUGUAGAUAUACCGUCUGACACCACUGAAGUAGAAACUGAAGAUGUACGUCCUGUGGAUAUACCAACUGACAUCACUGAAGUAGAAACUGAAGAUGUACGUCCUGUAGAUAUACCGACUGACAUCACUGAAGUAGAAACUGAAGAUGUACAUUCUGUAGAUAUACCGGCUGAGGCCACUGAAGUAGAAACUGAAGAUGUACGAGAUUCUGGUUUGGAGUCAGCAGGUGACCGAUCCCUGGACUUUCCAGGUGGUGACACACAGUUACAGGAUACCGCCGAAAUCUCCAUCUCCUCGUCAGUGUCUCCCCCAUUGGGAGGAAUCAGACAGGAAGUAGACUGUUUGCUGGAAAAGGGCGCCAUACACAAUCAGUCGGCAUUAAGUCCUGGCUUCUACUCAAAUGUGUUCGUAGUAACAAAUCUACAGAUGGCGAGUGUCCAGUUCUGGACUUAG
Saccoglossus kowalevskii is the source of this 1452-nucleotide messenger RNA. RefSeq lists its product as uncharacterized. The record is from RefSeq and is a predicted model, not a curated record. Gene Ontology annotation, molecular function: protein binding. Gene Ontology annotation, biological process: regulation of apoptotic process. NCBI's taxonomy places the organism in Eukaryota, Metazoa, Hemichordata, Enteropneusta, Harrimaniidae.